Molecule: messenger RNA, 3330 nt
Organism: [Torrubiella] hemipterigena
Lineage: Eukaryota; Fungi; Ascomycota; Sordariomycetes; Hypocreales; Clavicipitaceae
Source: the annotation of a GenBank genome assembly
CUCCGUUUCUCCAAACCCCCACGCACUAAUGCCGAAGCUGCUACCACCUCCCACCAGUCUGGAUUUUUUUCCCCUUUUCUUACAUCUACAUUCACAUCCUGUGCUGCUCGUGCGAAAGCAAUUUAAAGCUAAUCACGAAUUUUACAUCCGAAUCGCAGUCGAUCACCGCCCCUGUGUGUCCAUGCACCUCCGUCCCGCCACCGUCGCCCUUCGCCAAUUCUCCCGCCUUCGCUUCCUCUCAACAGCUUCUCAGCGUAUCCUGAGAAGCCAAUCCGUCGUCAACGCCUUUCAAACCUCUACAUUCCGCUUCAGCCCCUCGACCGUCCGAACAAUGGCCUCCGCAGCAGCCCAGCGUCUCGCUGGCAAGACCAUCCUGAUCACCGGUGCUUCAGCCGGCAUUGGCCGCUCUGCCGCCCUCGAGUUCGCCAGAACGUCACCCAAGGACCUCCGUCUUAUCUUGACGGCUCGCCGUGAGGAUACUCUUAAGGAGGUCGCUGCCGAUAUCCAGAAGGAGGUUGGCGAUGGUGUCAAGGUUCUGACUGUCAAGCUCGACAUUAGCAAGCCCGACGAGGUGCGCUCAUUUGUUGGAAACCUGCCCGAGGAGUGGCGCGACAUUCACAUCCUGCUCAACAAUGCUGGUAUGGUUAAGGGCGUUGCUCGCGCUCCCGAAAUCGACGAAGCGGAUGUCGACCAAAUGUUUGCUACCAACGUCACUGGCCUCAUCAACAUGACACAGGCCAUCCUGCCCAUCUUUAAGGCUCGUGCUGAUGGUGGCUCUGGUGAUAUCAUCAACUUGGGCUCUAUUGCUGCCCGUGAAGCGUACCCCGGCGGCUCCAUCUACUGUGCUACCAAGGCUGCUGUCCGCGCCUUCACAGAGAGUUUGCGCCGUGAGCUGAUUGAGACCAAGAUCCGUGUUAUCGAGAUUGACCCUGGACAAGUUGAGACUGAAUUCUCCAUUGUCCGCUUCGGUGGUGACAAGGCCAAGGCUGACGCCGUCUAUGCCGGUGUUGAGCCUCUCACACCUGAUGACAUUGCCGAAGUCAUCGUCUUCACUGCCACCCGUCGCCAAAACGUCGUCAUUGCAGACACCCUCAUCUUCCACAACCACCAGGUCUCUGCUACUGGUGUUCACCGCAAGGGUGUUUGAAUCUAGCACAAAAGGCGAACAGCAUAUAGACAGCAAUGUAGAAAGAACUAAGUGUAUUGCAGUAUAUAAAACUCUACAAAAGGUCACAAACUAUAUUUACGAGAUGAUGAAAUGUUCGAGAAGUUCUCUUGCCCCCUAUCCACGUACCCGAAGGUAUGGCCGUGAAGCCAGAAUAGGGGGCCUUCUAAGGACGAUGGAAUAUAAUCUGCCGACGUUCCGUUAAGGAUCCAUUCUGAGGUGAAUCGGACCCUUGCUGCCACAAGGACAGCACCGCCGGGGAAGCAAAGCACGAGACCGAGAGUAACCAAGGUCGAUUGUUGGAAGGGAACUCACAAAGAGGAAAAAAGGAUAUCAAAAUUCAUUGAACCAUCUAACUGAUGCAAUUCUCCCAUUCGUAGAGCACGUUAGUAAUAUCGUGUCGUCAAUUUACCUGAACCAAACUCCUCGCUCAUAAAAAAAACAAAUAUCAAUCAAAUACAUGCAUAGCCAGUGCAAUGUUGGAGAGCUGCUGACCACAUAAAUAGUAACAAAGAACCGAUGGGAGUUGAGGAACCGUCCCCUUAUUCGGUAUGCUGGUAGAGAGGAGAGAUGGACUCUCCGUAGUGAUUGCGGCGGAUGGCUUCCGACAGCAAGAUGGAGACGUCAAGAAUAACGAGCUUCGAAAUGUUCUUGACUCGGUCCUGGCUGAUGGGGAAACUGUUGGUCACCACGAUUGUGUCGAUGCACUCGCAGGCUUGCAGCUUCUCCAAGCAGUCACCUCCAAAGACACCGUGCGUACCAAUGCAGUAGACCUUCUUGGCCUUGCCACGCUUGACAACGGUUUCGGCAGCGGCGAUCCAAGAGCCAGGCUUAUCAAUCAUGUCGUCGACAAUGAAGACGGUUCUGUUUUUGACGUCGCCAACCAGGGUGAUCAUAUGCUCGGGAGCUUUGGGGUUGUGGAAGACGUUUUCUUCCUCAUCCGAGUCGGCGUCGGGCUCACCACUGCCACCGAGGAGAUGCUUCUCAGGCGAGAAGAAUGAUGACUGGUGAGACAUCAUCAUAGGAUCUUCAUCUGCUGUGCUCUCCGAGGGAGAACGAGGUGACGGGAAGUCAUCUUCAACAAGAUGACCGUGGAUUAGACGAGCCCGCGUGACUUCAUCCGCGCGACGGUCAUCAUAGUCAGCCUCCUCGGCUUCGUGGACGCUGCCUGAAGGGGUCGCGUAGGACUCGACAGAUGAGGGCUUUGCCACGCUUGCCUUUCUUGUAGGAGAGCCAAGAGAAUCGGCAAUAGGCACACGGCGUUGGGGAGGAAUGCCAGGCACAGUGAUGAGAUUUGCCUCGCGCUCCUCCUUAGGGGGCUGGAGCUUCUCAGGUGGGUUUUCGAGAGCGGGCUCGCGCUCAGCACCAGCAAGGUUGUUGAGAAUCAUACUGGUGCCCAUGCUACCGCCACGCUUUCUGUCUGUUGUAACCAUACCAAAGUUCAGCUUGAGAGCGUCGGCAAGCGAUGUUACACGCUUGGUGCCGCCAGCAUUCUUGGAAACAACAACAGCUUCACGCCAGUUGGGCACAUUGCGGCGAAUCCAUCUGGCAAUCAGAGGCUCGGCGUGCAGGUUGUCGACAGGGCAUCUGAAGAAGCCCUGCAUCUGUGACGCAUGCAAGUCGACAGUAAUGACGUGCCUAACGCCAGCAACAUCGAGCAAGUUGGCCAACAUUCGAGCCGUAAUCGCACCCCUAUGCGACUUCUUUUUCGAUUGUCGACUGUAUGGGAAGUAUGGGAGGACAGCUGGGCAUCUAGUUAGAUGGAAUUCCAGGUAAGCCAGGAGAACAAGAGAAGCGAACCUGUGAUCUUGUUUGCAGAACCACCUUUGCAGGCAGAAAUCAUAAUGAGAAGCUCCAUGAUGGAGUCAUUGAUGGUCGGGCUACCUGAUUGGACCACAAAAACAUCCUUCUCUCGUACACUUGUCAAGAUUCUGACACUUGUUUCGCCCUGUUUUGGGUUUGAUUAGCCCAGCUUCUGCAGGAGGGACUCGUGCUCGAAGCUUACAUUGGAGAACUGUGUGAGCUCGGCUUUCGCAGCAGUCAUGCCCAGGUUCUCACAUAUUUGCGAUGUGAGAACCGGGCAUGAGUUUCCUGCAAAAAUCAAAGUGUUGCGCAUCGUCAAGCUCACGCCACGUGCCGGAACAUGAAAGACAGUUGCAUGCUGC